Messenger RNA from Candidula unifasciata, 759 nucleotides. The record is from the annotation of a GenBank genome assembly. NCBI's taxonomy places the organism in Eukaryota, Metazoa, Mollusca, Gastropoda, Stylommatophora, Geomitridae.
AUGGGUUUCUUUACGGGAUGUGCUCGUUUGUUGCUGAUUACAUUCAACUUUAUUUUCUGGCUGUCUGGAGCAGCCAUCUUAGGUGUUGGAAUAUGGAUCCUUGUGGACCCCAACAUGAAAGAUUACAUGGACGUCAUCAAAGAUGCCUCCAACGAUGAUGAGUUUCUGAAGACAGCAGCAUACAUUCUGAUUGGCUUCGGUGCUUUUGUGUUCCUUGUGGGAUUCUCCGGAUGUUGUGGUGCUAUUAGGAGCAGCAAGUGCCUGCUGGCUUUUUAUAUUUUCUUCCUACUGGUCGUGUUUGCUGGGGAACUGGCUGCGGGCAUCUAUGUGGCUGUUUUCAAGAAUGACAUCAACAGCAAAUUGAAUCAAGGGUUGGCAGAAUCCAUCAAAAAGAACUAUAAGGACAAGUUGACCACUGCCUGGGAUAGUGUGCAAGUGGAGCUGAAAUGCUGUGGCGGAAACAGCUACAAAGAUUAUGAGAACAGUACUUGGGCAAAUGAAACUGGUUCAGUAAUCCCCGACAGUUGCUGCACCCAAAAUGCCACGGGUCAGCCUGAAAAUUUAGAGGGCUGUAAAAAACUGCUGGGUGGCACCUACUAUGAGAAGGGCUGCAAAGAUGCUCUUGAAAAUUGGAUAAACAGUCACAGUGCAAUUCUCAUCGGUGUUGGCUGUGGGAUUGCUGCCUUGGAGAUCAUUGGCCUGAUCUGUGCAAUCUGCUUCUGCCGCAACAUUGACAGGGAGAAAUAUAGCAGCAACUAG